This is a messenger RNA of Psammomys obesus (fat sand rat), 927 nucleotides long. It is a transcript of the gene Art5, whose product is annotated as ADP-ribosyltransferase 5. The record is from RefSeq and is a predicted model, not a curated record. Lineage: Eukaryota; Metazoa; Chordata; Mammalia; Rodentia; Muridae. Gene Ontology annotation, molecular function: NAD+ poly-ADP-ribosyltransferase activity; NAD+-protein-arginine ADP-ribosyltransferase activity. The coding region runs from base 1 to 927 and encodes 308 amino acids. The transcript has 4 exons.
AUGCUUCUGGAGGAUCUGCUGGUGGUCCUCAGCUGCCUCAGCCUGCACGCGCUCAAGGUCCAAGCUGUUCCUAUCCUGCCCCUGAGCCUGGUCCCGGACACCUUCGAUGAUGCCUACGUGGGCUGCUCUGAGGAGAUGGAGGAGAAAGCAGGCCCGCUGCUGAAGGAGGAGAUGGCGCGCCACACCCUGCUUCGGGAGUCCUGGGGGGCAGCUCAUGAGGCCUGGCAGCUCCGGCGGCACAAGCUUACCCUACCUCCUGGCUUCAAAGCCCAGCACGGAAUAGCUAUUAUGGUGUACACCAACUCAUCCAACACCUUGUACUGGGAGCUGAACCAGGCCGUGCGAACGGGGGGUGGCUCCCGGGACCUCUACAUGAGGCACUUCCCUUUCAAGGCCCUGCAUUUCUACCUGACCCGGGCCCUGCAGCUGCUGCGGGGCCCCGGAGGCUGCAGCACAGAGGCUGCGGAGGUGGUGUUCCGAGGCGUGGGCAGCCUUCACUUUGAACCCAAGAGGCUGGGGGACUUUGUCCGAUUAGGACAGUUUGCCUCCAGCUCUAUGGAUGAAAGCGUGGCCCGAGGGUUUGGAAAUGCCACCUUCUUCAAUCUAAGGACUUGUUUCGGGGCUCUGAUCCAGGCUCUGUCUGUCUUCCCUGAGGAGCGUGAGGUGCUGAUACCCCCACAUGAAGUCUUCCUGGUCACGGGGUUCUCCCAGAGUGGAGCCCAAAGCGUAGUGACUCUCUGGAGUUAUAAUCAGACCUGCAGCCACUUUAACUGCGCCUAUCUGGGUGGGGAGAAGAGGCCUGGCUGUGUGUCCUCAGCAGCCGUAGGGCAUGCAGAGUCAUCCUCCACAGAGGCCUUGGCUCUGCAAUCAGGAGAAAUGCUGCUCUUGGCCCCAGGGGAGUUGCAGCUCUCCAGGGCUGGACCCUGA